This is a messenger RNA of Mitosporidium daphniae, 3107 nucleotides long. RefSeq lists its product as uncharacterized. The transcript has a single exon. Lineage: Eukaryota; Fungi; Microsporidia. The record is from RefSeq and is a predicted model, not a curated record. The annotation marks the transcript as partial.
AUGAACUUUGGCUUGUAUGAAAAAGUGGUUACAAAUUUCUAUCCCAGACUUUUGGGCGCUUUUGAUCGAUCAAAUGCAACAUAUGACAUCUUUAUUAAUCCCCAAAGAACCGGAACGUGUACAUUUUCAUCUUAUCACGCAUAUUUUAGAUUUAAGUUCGGUAAGCCUAAAUAUGAUGAGAUCUUUUCCGUUGCGUCUUUAAGUGGCCUGCAGUAUUUCGCAUCUGGAAGAUUUUCAGAUCUUGUUUCAGAAGACUAUCUCUCCAAGCAUUCCCUUUUUUUUGCUUUCCCAGCGAUAUUGCUUCCUUUUUACAAAUUUGUCUAUCAAAUAGCCAACAUGUUUCCUUUCAAAAUUUUGACACAGCCGAUAUUUUUAUUACAAUGCAAUUUAAAUCAAGCUGCCAGAAAGGUUUUGGAUUCAAUUCCAUUUCUAUCGAAAGAAAGACGCGAAAAAAUUCAAUCUUUUAACCACGAAAAAUUGGCAUCUUAUACCAGCGCCUUGAACGAGAUAGGAAAGUUUCACUUUUUGAGAUGCAAUGUUGAUCUUGUUGAUACGAUGUUCAGAUAUCUGGUUGAAAUUGGAAAUGACGCGUUUGAAAUGAAAGAACAUGUCUUUUUCAGAGAUCUAAAGAUAGCUUAUGAUCAAUUCCAAAUUGUCAAAAAGAAAAAUAUUUUCGACGCAGUUUCUACACACAUAGCAGAUAAUAGAGGCAUAAGAGCCUCUUUUUCCGGACCAAAUUGGACCAGUUUCAAUCUUGGACCUUUAGACAAAGUGUCUGCUAAUGAGAGGUUUUACUGCAACCUUCCUAAUUUCGAGUAUAAAGAUGGUGAUUACGAUCCUCAAAAUUUGACUGAAUUUUCAAACUCGAUUUUUCAUUUUUUGAAUAAUGAAAUCGCUUAUCAGCCAUGCUUUAUAGGCAAAGAGAUUCCUCUGAUUUCAUAUUUGGACUCCAUGACAUUUCGGGUGAUGCCGGUGAUAAAAAACUGUACGUCAUCCGAUGUCGAUAAAAUGGGCUUUCUCUACACAUUUUUCAUCAAAAUAUGGCGCUUAUUGAACUAUGAAAAUCAUCUUUUUAUGUACCAAAAGGCUCUCAUUUUAUUUGAGAUUUUGAAAACCUACAAAGAAAUAUACAUCAGACAUCUAAAGGCCUCUCUGAAUAACGAUGAAAAUAAUUUCAAGUUUAUCAAAGAUCAGAUUUUUGAAAAAUUAUCGCCCUCGUUUUCAUAUUCCGAUGAAAUCGAUCUUCUACAAAGGAUCCUGCCAAAAUCAGAAAAAUAUAUUUCGUUUAGUCAUUAUGAUGGAAAAAUAACAUCCGACUUGGUUGCCAUAUUGUUUAAAGACAACAGCUAUCCUCCGAAUCCAGGUGCGAUGGGAAAGUUUUUCAAUGUAGAUAUGAUUAAAUCCAAGAUACACUAUGCUUCUGAGUAUGGUUAUGAUCGAGAUCAUUUUAAAAGGAUGGCAUAUAUCUUGACAGUAAUUGCGACCCCUAUUAGCAUUGAGAAUUCCAAUAAUACUGUGCUUCCAAAAACCUUCCUACUUGACCGACAUUAUUACAAUUUUUUACACAUGCUUUGUAAAGUAUCACGUCGUCCUGAUGGCGAUGCACUUGUUUUAUCUCCAAUUUCCCGCCUGAAUUUUAAACUUACCAUUGCUAUUAAUCGCUAUUUCCAUCUUAAAACAGAUGGUUACAAUAAUGAUAAAGAAAUCUCAUCACUAAGCUUCAAAGAACAAAGACCUUUGAAGUUGAUGACUUUGAGUCAAAAAUUUUCUUCGGCUUUUUAUUUCUUGAAGUAUCUCCAAGAAAAUAAUUCUUUUAUUUUAUCUGACGCUGGAAUGCAACUACUUUAUACUUUCCUCCUCAAAACAUCGACAUAUAAUGAUGACAACUCGCAAAAGGCUCUAUCUCCGGUUAUCCGAUAUUUUUUAUUUCGGAAAGAUAAAAUACGCAAAGAAAUUUCGACAGACAAAGAUGACAUUCAGAAAUUAAGGCUUUUGGCAAAUUACCACAUCAUUCUCAAUCGCUUGAUGUCGAUUGAAAAAAGAGACCUCGACAUUGGCGAUCUUGAGCAUGUUUUCGUGGGCGAAUAUCAGCCGAUUUUCGCGUUUCUCAAGCUUAAUACGCUGAUACUUGGGAAAAAGUUUUCUAACCUGUCCAACAGCCAUGGCUUUUAUUUGUCGGUGAUAUCGAAUUUUGAGCUGAUAAAGUCGUUCUUUUUGAAGGAAGAAAUUCAAUAUGUGCUUAGGAUGUAUUAUGACCAUUGGAAAUUUGCCUCUUCUAAAUCAGGAUGCGCAGCCCAGACCGAAAAAGGGAUCCAAAAUUUGGUGAAUGGAAAUUUUCUAAUCGAUGGGGAGCGGAUAAAACUUCCGAGGCUUCCAUUCCCUAGAAAUCAUUUAUGGAAAAGAAUGAAUAUCACCGAAAAACGCAAUGAUAAACUGGAAUUUACUCUACAUCGGUGUCGAUCUUCUAACUCAAUAAUUUUCAACUUCAGAUACAACAGCAUGCAUCUAGCUUUAACUGAAAAUCACGCAUUUUUACUAAAAAAGGAUGAGAUAGAAGCCAAGCUUGUUUCUGAGGAUUUCAAGCUUUGUCACAAAAAACCGAACAUACAAGUUUCGUUCAACAGCAAAAUGGUAGGAUCAGAUGAUUCUAUCAUUGCAUUUCAAACGCCCUAUCAAAUUUGGUGGAGUCACACAGUUUACCUUUUUGAUUCACAUGGAUUCGAGUAUGCAGUGAUUUAUAACGGAAAUAAUCUGGUUUUGAAAAACUCGUCCAAAUUUGUGGGAAAUGUAUCGAGCGCACUUCCCUGCUCUUUUGACAUAAACUCGUUCUGCUCUUUUUCUUCGGUAUCGCAAUCGCUGCUUGAUGCCUUUUUAACGCGUGGAGUGCUUUUUAACUUUGUAUUGUACUCGUACAUUUUCACGCUAGAAAGUGAGGCUCAAUCCUUUUAUUUCUUCGACAGCUACCAUGGCGCAGUAAAGGACUUUUACGCCAUAAAAGAGGGAAGUGAUCUGUAUUUUAUUGUCAUCAAGGGUGAGAAAUUCAAGAUCCACUCUCCUGCUGGGAUCGAGGGAAAUUUCCUUGUCUCCUCAAACUUGCCCUUUUUAUU